AUGCCCCCAGUCAAGGACUAUAUCAUCGAUCUGACUAAGGACGAUGGUUCUGACGAGGAGCUUCCAAGGCUCAACAACCCAACGCGAAGGUCUACGGUGGCUGAGCCCAUAGAAAUUUCGGAUUCGGAAUCAGACUCUUCCUCACCUCAGCCGUUGGUAUCUCAGCCAAAGCUGAAAAUACUCCCAGCGAGGUCGGAAACCAGGAAGAGAGGUGGUGGACAUAUAGGACGUGAAGCACGUGCCUCGAAACGUGUCUCGACAAGACCAGGAAGUUCUGACGGCGAAGCCUCUACACAGUCAAAUUUACAGUUUAAGACUUCACCAGUAACGGCUCAGAGGCUACCAGCUUCUAAGUUUGCCCCUCCAGCAAAAUUCAUAAAUCCACAGACCAAGGGGCUCUCAAAAGACUCGGCCACACAGUCUGAAGGAUCGAUUCCCUUUCAAUCAAGUGGACGUAUAAUCAAAGCCAAGUCCUCUCGGGAACUCAAUUUACAGAACGAAUUCCCAAAUCUUCCAGGGAUAAACAACUUUACCAUUCCAAAUCGCCAGAAAGCACCCCGUCGUGAAGUGCGCCCGUCUCGUGAGGUCACACAGCGUUUAAGUACCGUAUCUUCCAAAGUUUCAGAGGCUGGCAUCAGUCAAGAUGAACGCACUUCUUCUUCAUCUUUGAGCUUUGGGUUAUAUAAAGUGAAGUCUUCAGGAAAACGAAGAGCUCGGUCCAACGGGCGAGAUGAUCCCGCCAUUGAACGCUUGCUUAUGCUGGAAGACCUUCGAGGGUCUCAAGAUUUAAGUUCAAAAGACAUUGAUCCGCCAACUAAUGAAGGAACUGGGGUACCAAAUUCAUCUUCUGAUAGUCGAGAAGCAACACCGUCCUCGGAGUUGCCUAGUGCAUCACAACCAAAAGCAAAUGCUAAUACAAUUACGUCAAAGUCUCUCCGUUCAAAGGAUAAUAUACAUAUUACGACCGCUGAGAUUCAGGAGCUGCUUUUGGAAUUCGUUCAAGAGCUACGAGACAACCAUUCGGCAACAGUGGAUAUAUUACUUCGAAGUGCGAGGACGCAUAUUCAAUCAGUCACGAGAUCGUAUGAUGAGGUGUCACCAUUUGCCGCAAUGAAGAGUGUGGAGAUUGAUCCUGAUGAUCGAAAAUCCUCCAAAAAGGCUUCGAUUGCGGUCGAUACAUUUACGCCCAAUGGCGGCGCGAAAUAUCAUAAAACACGAACUAGGAUUCUAACUAAAUCUUUCAAAUCAGAGGUAAAACGUGUUCCUCGAUACGGAGAUGUAACCAUGGUCCGUCGAAAUAUAUUAACUCCGGAUGGUGAGAAGCUCCGAUUCAUUCCAUUUCUGGAGAAUGAUGAGGAUCCGGUUGGGAGAAAUGGACAGCGAUUACAAAAGGAGCUUCAGUCUGCCUACAAAACAGCUGAUAACGAAUCUAGUAGAGAUAAGGAGGAUCGUAACCUACUUUUCUCAAAUCUCGACUGGUGGCUCGAGGAGCUUCCUAUGCCAUGUACGAGACGAAUACUAGAGCAAUACCUUAUAAAGGAAGAUACGGCAUUAGGAAAGAGCUUUCGAGAUGGCCUCCUAAAAGGACUAGGAGGCACCUUGCCCCCAGCUCUUCACAAAAUGGCCUCUCGCUUCUCAGACGCUUGGCAAAUUGUCCAUAGAAUUUCCCUUCGAGAAGUAAUCUUGUCGAAUGAGCGAAUCCUGGAAUUGAGCGAACUUAUUCGAAAACCAAAUCGCAAAAGUCUCGAUGCAAAUGCCACUACAUCGCCACUUGCUCAUUUGGAAACGUACAUUACUUUAACUUGUCAGAUUUGCUCCGCGGUUGAUUGCCAAAGCCACGGAGAAUAUACAUGGGAGCGAGCACCCGAAUUUGGAGAUGAAGGCCAAAAAUUGCAGUCGGAGAAUAUGAAUUAUCUGACUGCUCCACAGCGACUUACUAUGCAACCAGCUGAGCUACUGAGAAAGUACAACGAGAGAGUAGCUGUAGAAGAAGAAGAGUCUAGCUAUAACGACAAUGUACCUAAAAAGUGCUCCCCCGAAUGCAGGCAUUCCUCACGGAGUCGACCUAGCGAUUCUCCAGAUUUUAGUCCACCACAGUUGGAAAAUAUUCAUCUAAUGACGAUUACAAUCAGGAAUCGACAACGUCGAUCUUGUACCAUUGCAGAGGCUCUUAGUCUGCCCUGCUGGAAAGUACAUGCAGAGAUCGAGAAGUUUGAAAGUGAAGGUGGUUUGGAUUUACAUCUAGAUCAAUCACCUGUCUCCCACGCCCGUGCCAAACGUCCAGAGUGGUAUGACAGUAGAAAGAAAACCUUAAAAGGAGACUGGCAAAAAGUAACUUCUGCUCACGCUCAUGAAGAAAUGAGCCAAGCGAAUCCAUGUACCCAUUCGGGGCCAUGUUCGACGUCUUGUCCUUGUGUUGAAGCCAACAUACUCUGCGAAUCUUUCUGUAGCUGUCCGAAAGACUGUCCCCGCCGCUUUACAGGAUGUUCAUGUCUACAACUUACCGGGCUAUGUUGCAACUCCGAAAACUGCAUCUGUAUCCAACUGAACCGCGAAUGCGGUCCCUUAUGCAACUCCUGCGGCGCCGUCGAACGCAUCAACCCAGCCGUUCGCUACGACGAUACACUCUUCGAAACCGGCUGCCAGAACGUAUCCAUCCAGCGAAACGUCUCCAAACGUCUCAUCAUUGGCGAAAGCGAAAUUGCUGGAUUCGGCUGUUACACCGCAGAAGCCAUUCGCAAAGGAAGCUUCGUGAGCGAGUAUAAAGGGGAGAUUAUAUCCAAUCUCGAAGCCGACAGGCGGGGUAUCGUCUACGACCGCAAAUACCUCUCUUUUCUCUUCGAUCUCAAUAGCGAAUGGGUCAUCGAUGCCGCACGGUUCGGGAACAAAACGCGUUACUUUAAUCACGCGGCGACUACCGCAGACGGGCUGAACAUCGAAGCUAAAAUCUACUGGGUUAACGGGGAGCAUCGGAUCAAAUUCGUCGCGUUACGAGAUAUCGAACCGGGCGAAGAGUUACUAUUCAACUACGGCAAGAAAUUCGCUGAGAAACACGGCUUGGAUAAGAAACUACCGAAGGUGAGGGAGAGCACGAAGAAAGGUGUUGUGACCGGGGAAGAAGCGCUGGAUUUGUUGGACGGCGUGGAUAAGAGGAGGAAGGACCAACGCGGGGUUUUUGCGGAGAGCGGGACGGGGACGGGGAUGGCGAGGAAACAGCAGAAGGCGAGGAAGAGCGCGCCGAAUUUGGGGGGGAGUGAUGAGGAGGCUGAGGAGGAGAGGAUCAGGUUGGAGCUUGAGGAGGCGGAGGAUGAUGAGGAGGAUUAUGAGGAGGGGGGACCGCCGAGGAAAUCGACGAGACGGAGGAUGAGGCCGUUGAAGUAUAGUAGAUGA
Messenger RNA from Glarea lozoyensis ATCC 20868, 3390 nucleotides. RefSeq names its product SET. Lineage: Eukaryota; Fungi; Ascomycota; Leotiomycetes; Helotiales; Helotiaceae. Gene Ontology annotation, molecular function: histone methyltransferase activity; protein binding. The transcript is spliced from 3 exons. Gene Ontology annotation, biological process: chromatin remodeling. The coding region runs from base 1 to 3390 and encodes 1129 amino acids. The record is from RefSeq and is a predicted model, not a curated record.